AUGGCUUCCAGGUUUUCUUUAUAUAUAUUAAAGACUCGUAUAGUGCACGGUUGUGAUUGUGAAAACAUAGAACCUCUAGAUAUUUUAUCAAUUAAAGUUCUAGAUCCUCAUCUAAAUUUUUCUCUUUUGAAGGAGAUAAAACAUUCAGAAGUAGAUUUUAGUCCAUAUUUUUUUGAAGAAUCACAUAAUAAUAAAUAAAUAAAUUUGUAUGACACAAUUGUAGAUAGAAUAAAAGCUAAUAAAUUAGAUUAUAUUGAAAAACAUUUAAAUAAAGAAAUUGCUAAUCAAUCAAAUAAAGAAGGCUGGACCUUAUUGCAUUGGAUUUGUUAUUUUGGUAAAUUGGAAAUUUUGAAAGUCUAUUUACCUUAUUGUUUAGAUAUCAAUUAAGAAACUUUAGAUGGAUGGACUUCAUUGAUGAUAUCCAUUAGAUAAUAGCAUCUCUAAAUAACUAGGUAUUUGCUAAAUUAUUAAAGCAUCAAUCCGAAUUUAGUCACUUAAUAGAGUAGUGCUCUUCAUUUGGCUUGCAGAAUGGAGAACACUUAAGCCAUCCAAAUGCUCCAAGAAAAAGAUGUUGAUUUUUUGAUUCAAGAUCGUUAAAAUAACAAUGUGUUCAAUAUUGCCUCCUUGAAAAUGCAGUUGUUUUUAUUGAGCCUAAUUAAUAAAAUGCCAUUAGUAACAGAAAUCUAAUUGUUUUCUCAAAUCAAUCCAUUUAUUGCAAAGGGAACCUAUUUUUCACCCGGUUCAAGUCCUUGGACUAUUAAACAAAGAUAUUUAGUGAUAAACCCUUUGGGUGAUCAUCUAAUAAGGUAUAAGGAUAAAUGUUAGACUGAAAUCAGAGAAUCAAUAAAACUAUCUUAAAUUUCUCAGGUCAAUUCUAAUUAUACAAGUUUCAAACUUAAAAAAGGAUACUUUUACAUUUAACUGCAAGGAGAGAGUCAUCAUGAUAUAAUAAUAGGUUUACCAACAAUUGAUCAUUUAACAAGAUGGUCGAAUCUGAUUAAAAAAGGUAUAACCUAUACUAAAAAUGUUGCUACUGGAUUGUAACUAAACAAUAUAUUCAUUAAAUUAGAAGAAAUCGACUUAGAUUCUCCUCCUUCAAGUAUUGCUCCAAAAAGAGACAGUUAGACACCGAUAAGACGUAAGAUCUCUGAUUUAUCAUCUUUGAUGCCUAAAUUAACUCAUUAGAUUCCUAAAUUCAAAGAUUUCGUUUUAAAAUCUCUUUUGAUGAGUGAUUAAAUAAGCUGUGUUUUCAAGGCUUAUUGUGAAUUAGAUGGAUCGACUUAUGCUCUGAAAUGUCUCAACAAAUAGUUAUUAAUAUAAAAUGGUCUACUUGGAGAAGCUAUACAUGAAGUACGUACUUUAACUUCAGUCGAUAAUCCAUACAUCAUUUAAUUAUAGUAUGCCUUUCAAACUCCUAAGUAUUUAUAUUUGGCAUUUGAACAUUGUAAUGGUGGCAGUUUAUACUCGAUUUUGAAUGCUUUAGAAAGAAUUACAAUUAAUUAGGCCAAAUAUUAUCUAAGUCAAAUUUUAAUAGCUUUAGAGUAUUUACAUAGCUAGAAUAUUAUAUAUAAUAAUCUCUGUUUGAAUAAUGUUUUGUUGACAUCAAAAGGAAGCAUUAAAUUAAUAGGUCUUCAAAAUUAUGGGUUUUAAUCAAUUUACUAUAAGACUCCGGAAUAUUUGGAUGAGGGGAAAAUUGGAAAAUGGACUGAUUAUUAUUAAUUUGGAAUUUUAGCAUAUGAGCUUCUAUCUGGAUGUCAUCCAUUUGAGGGUACUACUAGCAAUUAAAUUAUUUUGAGUAUUUUGACAUGUCAAAUUAGUUACCCUUAAUAUUUUCACAAGGAAGCAAUAAGUUUAAUAAAUAAAUUGACAAAUAAAAACUAUGAAAAAAGAAUAAAUCUUGAACAAAUUAGACAACAUCCAUUUUUUAAUGAUACUAAUUGGGAGUAAUAUUUUUUUCAAAAAUUACAAAACCCAAUAAGAUUGAAUUAAUUGAGAAAUUAUUUAAAAUUAGAAAAGAUUACAUUUCAAGAUGAGGAUUAUGAAUUGCAUGAUUAGAUCAACUUUAAAAAGGUUAUCCAAUAUGAUUAUAUUAAAUUUACUUGA
This is a messenger RNA of Paramecium tetraurelia, 2103 nucleotides long. RefSeq lists its product as uncharacterized. Lineage: Eukaryota; Ciliophora; Oligohymenophorea; Peniculida; Parameciidae. The record is from RefSeq and is a predicted model, not a curated record. Gene Ontology annotation, biological process: protein phosphorylation. The transcript has 4 exons. Gene Ontology annotation, molecular function: ATP binding; protein kinase activity; protein binding.